Molecule: messenger RNA, 5181 nt
Organism: Osmia lignaria (orchard mason bee)
Lineage: Eukaryota; Metazoa; Arthropoda; Insecta; Hymenoptera; Megachilidae
Source: RefSeq, a predicted model, not a curated record
AAAAUGACUAACUUCAUACAUGUUAAUAAGUGUCUAUGGAUGGUUUUGAUUAGAAUUGAAAAUUUAUAUAAGUAAAGAAUGAUCAAAUAAGUGAACAAUUUAUAUCAAAUGUUGAAUAAUAACAUGAAAUAAAAGAAUAAGAGAAAUAUCAAAUGUUUAAUUACAUGUAUUUGAAACUAUUAAUUUUAUAUAGGUUAAAUAAUUAGCAGAAAAGAAAUAAACGAUGUAUAAUAAGAAAUUUAAUGUAAGGAACCGUAACUAUUUAUUCGUAAUAUUGGGACUCGCAAUGCAUUUGAUAAUACUAUGGGGUAUACUUGAUAUAAAUUUUCAUUCUCCUAUUAUACAAGACUUGCCAAAUGUACCAAUUUUGAAUAAUGCACCAGCAAAAAGAUUGGUUUUAUUUAUAGCAGAUGGUUUAAGGUUUAGAACCUUUAUUGAAGCACCACCAAAAUUUCUCAAGCAAAUAAUGAUAAAUAAAGGUGCUUGGGGUAUAUCUCAUACAAGAAUGCCAACAGAAUCUAGGCCAGGUGUUGUUGCAAUUUGUGCAGGAUUAUAUGAAGAUCCUAGUGCAAUUUUUAAAGGAUGGAAAGAAAAUCCUGUUGAUUUUGAUUCUGUCUUUAAUCAGAGUUACUUUACAUGGGCAUGGGGAAGUCCUGACAUUAUACCUAUGUUUACAAAAGGUGCAAAAAAUAACAUCCAUGGAGAUAGUUAUUCUCCAGAAUGGCAAGAUUUUGAUAGAAUGCAAGGUCAAAUUUGGCGUUUAGAUUCAUGGGUAUUUGACAAAUAUAUCAAUUGGCUUCAGGAAGAAGCUCACAGAAAUAAAAAUGCAAAACGAAUUAUUCUUUUCCUUCACCUUCUUGGUUGUGAUACUACAGGACAUACAUCGAAACCUUAUUCUAGAGAAUAUGUUGAUAACAUGAAUUAUGUUGAUCGAAAAAUAGAAGAGGUGGUACAUAUGACAGAAGAUAUUUUUGGAGAUAAUAGUACUGCAUACGUUUUCACAGCAGAUCAUGGAAUGACUGAUUGGGGAUCACAUGGAAGUGGUUCUACAGAUGAAACAGAAACUCCAUUGAUUGUUUGGGGUGCAGGGAUUAAUGCAUUUAAUUCUAGUCAAAAUGUAGAGCAAGUAGAUAUUACCCCAUUAAUAUCAUCUUUAAUUGGUGCUCCUAUACCAAUUAAUAAUGAAGGUGUUUUACCAUGGCAAUACUUAGAUACUGCUAAUCAGAACUAUAUAAAUCGUGUUUUAUUAAAUAAUUUGAAGCAAUUAACAUAUCAAGUAAAAGCAAAUCGUAUGUUGAACUGUGAGGAUAAUGAAUUUGCAGAUUGGAGAGAGGUAGAAUUAGAUAAUAAAAUUUUGAUGCUAGAUAAAUAUCUUGAGGUAAAAGAUUCAAAUGAGACAUUAAAAGAUAUAGUAGCUACAAUUAAAUUAGCCAAAAAGGCUUUAGUAUAUUUUCGACAAUACCAAAGAAUACGAUUUUUAGCAUAUUUAUCAGUAAUGUGGUUUGGCUGGAUAACAUUACUAUUUUUAAAAAUAGCCGGAACUAAACGAACUGUUAUUAAUUCCUCUAAUUUAUUAAUAACAGAUAUUGUAUUUGUAAUAUUACUAUUUACAAUACUUAUCAUGCACAAAGGUUGUAAUAAUUGGAGGCUACCUUGCUAUGCAUUGUUAGCUAUAAUUUCUGUUUGGAUAGCUAUCCGGAAUGCGAUUACGCGUUCGAUACAAUUAAAGAUACAUAAUAAUAAACAUCAUUGGUUAAUGGGCAUAGAAAUAGUUGUUUUAUUAGCAACAAUGUUCAUUGGAUUAAUGUAUAGAUCAUUUCUCAGUAUAGGAAUUUUAUGCAUUGGCUUUUCUCAGAAAAUAUUGCUAAAAGACAUGAAGAAUUCUUUUUUUUGGACUGCUUUAUGCCUGGCUGUUUUUCCAUUACUACCUGUAGUUGAACCGUACCCUCGAGUUUAUAUUGUACUUCUCAGCAUAUGUGUUGAGACUAUAAUAGUUAUUGUAAAAGUCUAUUCAAAGAGUAAGAAAACAGCAGAAAUUUUGCGGCUAGCAAUUAUAGGGCUAAUAUAUUUAGAAUUUAUAGAUGGUCGAAAUUGGAUUUCAUGGGCAAUUUUAUUAACUACACCGUUAUAUAUUUGUACCUACCCUACACAAUUAAAGGAAAGAAUGCAAGGAAUUAUGUUGAGCCUCUUUUGCCCACUUGUUUUAUUAUCAGCAUCUUAUGAACCUUUCUUUUUCAUAAUUCUUGCAUUGCAUUUAUCUUGUUGGAUAUCUGACGUUAAAAAAGAUGAGAAAAGUGAAGAUCUCUUGACAAUAGAAGAAUUACUCAAAGCAGCAAUCUUUAUGUUAUAUACAUUGUUGUGUUUUUUUGGAACUGGUAACAUGGCAAGUAUCAGUUCAUUUGAUCCUUCUUGGACGCGGCAUUUUGUGACGGUUUUUUCACCAUUUAUAAUGUUUUCGUUGAUACUAUUAAAAAUUUGUAUACCUUUAAUCUUGGUGGGAUGCACAAGUUACACCUUUGGAUCUUCGAAUAGUUUUCUAGCGGUAGUAUUACUAGGAGACUGUUUAACGCUACCACUUAUUUAUUGUGUUACUCCUCAAGGGAGUUGGUUAGAUAUUGGUAGUGCAAUAAGUAGAUUCACUAUUACAAUUUCUCUUCCAUGUCUUUUAUUGUUAUUAUACUGUUUAUCAUACCCUCUUAUAACUUAUUAUCCAAAUAAAUUGAAAUUUCAUAUUAGCUUAAAAAAGCAGCAUAUUGUAUGAACAAUGUAUAUAGUUUUUCUUGAUAUGGUAAAGUUUAUAUACAUUUGUUAUUAUCAAAAAUUAAUAUGCUUACAGUAGGUUGGAUUUUAAAUCUUCGUAUAUCAGGGUAUGGAACAAAAUGUAAAAUUGUGUCAUAAUGUGAUAGCUGAACAUUAAUGAUUCGCUAUCCACUAAUUCUUAGAUCUAUAGUAUUAAUUCAUUAGUAUUUCUACAAUUUCAAAAUAAAAAUAUCGUUCUUACGGUGUGUCAACUUAUUAAAUUUAAAAUUUGAAUUCCUUAUAUUUUUUAGAUGCUUUCGAAUCUUGACUCUGUUGACGCUUGCGUUUACUCUGAAAAAGUAAAUAAGAUUUAUUAAUUAAUAAUGUUAUAUGUAUGUACACAAUAUGCUUACUUUUUGUCGUUGUACAUGAUCCUGAAGCAUAUCCGACAAAUCUUCCCUUCUCAAAUGUGCUUGCCGCGACCUCAUAGUUUCUUCGUAUCGCGAUGCCAUUGCUUCGGAAUCUAAGUCUAAUUCGCUUGGAUCUAAUGCUAACUCAACAGCUCCAUCUUUUUCUGUUCUUCCAUCAGAUGCUGUUCCACUUACUCCACGACGAGCAGCGAUUACAGACGGCGGUGCUUGACCUCCUGCUGCACCUGUCAUAUCGUAUACAUGAGUGCUACCCAUCAUGCUUGCCCCAAGACCUUCUGUUCUUCUUUCUUGUAAAACUGUGUACAAAGCAGGUGUGUCUCCUCCUUCCAUUUCACUUUCAAUUUUCUUCUUUCUCAAUUCUAUUGUUUCUGGAGUUUCCAGCCCAGCAGGAAUCGAUGUAAUUCCACUUGGUGUUAUCAGACCUUCAGCGCCAGGUGUAACCAGACCACUUGCAUCUCCAUCUCCAUCCUUUCCUUCUCCUUCACCUUCUCCACCUUCUUCAGCAUCCUCAUCUUCAUCUUCGUCUCCAGAAGAUUCUGAUUCAGGUUCACCCCACAUCCCUCUAUCAAUUUCUUCAUCCAUAUUAUCCCCACCUGGAGUACGUGAAAUACCAAAUACAUCUCCAUAUAAAGGUCUUCCUGUUUCAUCCACAGGAGGUUUUCCCCAACCACCAGCAUGAUAACCAAACGCACACCCCUCUGGAAUUGGGGCAUUCAAACCAGGUAUUUUCAAAUUGGGAUAACUUGGUGGUGGUCCAUAGCGUUGCAUAGCAAUUAACCAUGGUGGCGGUACUUUAUGGCAAUUUGGACCUACAGGCAUGCCAAGAGCGGUGCGUAACUCAUCAGAUAAUUCUCCAGGUUUCUUUUCCUUUAAUCGCGUUUCAAAUUCUUUACCUUCGUAGUAUAAAUCACCGUGAAUAGUCAUACGAGGUUUAGUUUGCCAUUUGAAAAACGCGUCGUGUAGUUUCUGAUAAUCUAUAUCUAUUUUACCGAGUUUCGGCCUUGCCCUUUCCCGCAUUUUAGCUUUCAAUGUACGCGUGUCAUCUCGUUCCUGAAGACUUGCUCUCAUUUCUGUGAUGCCUGUACGUUUUAUAAAAUCUGGCAAGUCAAAAGGCGGUUUUUCUAUACCACGUUUACCUUGUAGAUACUUUCUUUUAAAACACCAAUGCCUUGGUACAGGUACUGUAUUUCGGUGGGCUUUUAAUUGUACAAGGAGUUUUGGAUCUCUAGCAGUAACAUCAUGCAUUUCCACAACAUCAGGACGUCCUACAAGCUGUUUUAAUUCGGCAACGCUCAAACGCGUUAACCUUUUCAGUUUUCUUUUGGAAAGACGAGGAGCACCAUUUUCUCCAGUUCCCUGUUGUUGCUGUUGCUGAUUUGCAUCAUCAUCAAAAUCAUCUAACGGUGGAACUUUGCUAGGUACUGUUCCAGUUGUUUGUAAACUAGUUAUAGGUGGAUAUUGACCUAUCGGUUCACCUUUAUCAGCUUCAGCAGGUUUAGGUUCAGGUUCAGUUAAUUUAAAUGCUUCGAAAAUUCGAGCGAAUUGACGAUACAUUGGCUCUAAAUCAUUAACACUUGGAAUUUCUUGAAUAUAUUCAAUUUCAGGCUCAAGUAUAACAUCAUCUAAAUGAGAAACAUCUUCCCCUACAUUUUCAUGAUUGGGUGACUUUCCUAAUGAAACUAUGUCAUUAGGAUCUGCUCCUACUUCUUUAGCUCUUUCUGUUUUAAAAGCAAGAGCUUGUUCCAAAGCUGCUGGUAAUUUCAUUGAAUCACUGUCUCCAUCUCUUCCUAUAUCAUCCGAUGACGUUUGACUUUGUAAUUCACUUGGAGGACUCACUUUUAAGCUUAGUAAACUAGGUAAUGAUUUAGGGGGAUCUAUUCCUGGCACUCCAUGAUUACUAUUCGCAGGCAUAUUCAUCAGAGAUGACAUCUGAUGAGCUAUUUGUUGAUUCUGUAUUUAAAUUUAUUAUAUUAAAAUUAAUAAGAAAAAUACAGGGUAAAAUAAAAUAUAA